AUGGCAACCCUGACCUACCAAUACCGUCCGAUCAAGGGCGACACCCAGAAAGGAAUAUUGCGCAUCUACCCCGCCACAGCUAAUGCGCCCCUGGUGGGGGAGCUGGUCCACGGCAACUUCGACGACCAGCCGACAUACGACGCCCUGUCGUACACAUGGGGCAAUCUAGACAUGUGCGAAAGAAUCGUACUGCACGAGGGGCGCGAGCAACUAGAGCUUCCGAUCACGGCGAAUCUCAACGCUGCCCUGAAGAGGAUGCGCGCGCGCUUCCCGCAGGAGUCGACCUUGAUUUGGGCUGACGGCAUGUGCGUCAACCAGGCCGAUCUUCAGGAGAGGGGCCAGCAGGUCCAGUUGAUGGGGCGGAUCUACACGCAGUGCCAGCAAGGGCUGAUAUACCUCGGUGAGGAGGCGGACGGGAGCGAGCUCAUCCCCGACUUUCUCCCCGCGCUCGUCGCGCCCGAUGAUGCUGGGGGAUUGGCGGGCGCCGAGGAUCUGCCACCGUCGUCGAAUCCUGGCUGCAGGGCCUUGACUAUGCUGUACAGGCGCCCCUGGUUUCGGCGGAUCUGGUUCAUACAGGAGUCCGCUUUGCCCGCCGACGUUCGCAUCAUCUGCGGUGGCUGGAAGAUGUCCUGCUCGAUGCGGAACAAGGCAAAGUCAGGUUUCAGCAGCAUCCAGUUCACCGAGGCAGAGAUCACUUACAUCCCGCUCGAGGACUGCACCGCUGGCGCCAUUAUCUCCAACUGCGUCGUUAACCUGGUGCCCGAGGCCGAGAAGCAGCCGGCUUUUGAUGAGAUGGCCCGCCUUCUCAAGCCCGGCGGGCGCGUUGCCAUAUCGAACGUUUUGGCACGGAAGCCGCUGCCCGAGAACCUCAGGCAGAGCGCACCCACUCAAACGGUGCGGUACGGGAUCGACCACCGAAGCAUCCGCAGCAUCGUCCCAGCCGACAGGCGGCGUGAACACGAGAAUAUCCGAUAG
Molecule: messenger RNA, 975 nt
Organism: Gaeumannomyces tritici R3-111a-1
Lineage: Eukaryota; Fungi; Ascomycota; Sordariomycetes; Magnaporthales; Magnaporthaceae
Exons: 3
Coding region: 1-975 (324 amino acids)
Source: RefSeq, a predicted model, not a curated record